Messenger RNA from Saprolegnia parasitica CBS 223.65, 1603 nucleotides. RefSeq lists its product as hypothetical. Gene Ontology annotation, biological process: tRNA 3'-terminal CCA addition. The record is from RefSeq and is a predicted model, not a curated record. The transcript has 11 exons. Lineage: Eukaryota; Oomycota; Saprolegniomycetes; Saprolegniales; Saprolegniaceae. The coding region runs from base 11 to 1603 and encodes 530 amino acids. Gene Ontology annotation, molecular function: ATP:3'-cytidine-cytidine-tRNA adenylyltransferase activity; RNA binding.
ACAACCCAGCAUGCGAGCAGGAGCACUACUGUGUUGGCGGCCGCAGCUCGUGCGCCGGCUCUCGCAGCAGGCGGCGCCGGCGCUAUCGCUGACGGCGGCCGAGACAAAGCUCUUCCAGGUGCUGCAAUUCAUCAAAGACACGUCGGCGCCCGAGGUCACGCUGCGCGUCGCCGGCGGCUGGGUCCGCGACAAGCUCCUUGGCCUGCCGAGCGACGACAUUGACAUUGCGCUCGACGUUGGCACGGGCGAGGCUUUUGCGCAGCACAUUUUGGCCUUCCAGAACGCGAGUGGCGUCGCGCCCAAAGGCUUUUACAUUGUGAAGAAGAACACGGACGCGAGCAAACACCUUGCUUGCGCGACCGUCAAGCUGCUUGGUCACGACCUCGACUUUGUGCACUUGCGCUCCGAGACGUACGCGGACCCGACGUCGCGCAUCCCGAUCUUGUCGGACACACCCGCGACACCGACCGAGGAUGCACUGCGACGUGACAUUACCAUCAACGCGCUCUUCUUCAACCUCUCGACCAUGACGAUUGAAGACUGCACGGGGCAGGGCCUCGCGGAUCUCGCCGCCAAGCGCGUGCGCACGCCGCUGCCACCCCUCGAGACCUUUCUCGACGACCCGCUCCGAGUCCUCCGCGCGAUCCGUUUUGCGUGUCAUUACAACUUUACCCUCGACGACGCGCUUUUAGACGCCGCCAAAGACAAGCGAGUGCAAGACGCACUGGCCCAUAAAGUGAGCCGCGAGCGCAUUGGCAUCGAGGUACGCAAGAUGCUCGCCGGUAGUGACCCGGCGCGGGCGAUGCGCGUGCUCACGGACUUGCACUUGUGGCCCCUUCUCUUGCCACGGCUCUCGAACGUGCCGUUCACAGCGCACAUGCUGAGCUCGAUCACCUUUGUACAGCAGCACGUCGCGCCGCCAUCGGCGACCCUUGCGAACAAGGCGCAGUACGACCCGACGCACCUCCUCGCGUCGGCCUUAGUGCACUGCGCCGUUCCGGCGACUUCAACAUUGCGGGCCGAUGCCCUAGCGACGCUCCUUGCCGAGCCGAGCGAGGUACCACUGACCGACCUCGUCGCCGCGAGCUUCCAGUUUCUGAGCCAACCGGCGUGGCGCGACCAAAAGCUCUGUAUGGACGCGAUCAAGGACGACCUCAAGUGGUCCAAGGCCGAGGCCAAGGCGAUUGCGGACGUGAUGGACGCCGCCCAGAGCUUUGUGCAGGCCGCCGCGCAUGCACAGUCGCCGACCGCACACUACGUGCAGCUCGUGCUCUGGCGCCGCGCGCACGGUGCGGUCUUUGAGAAGGUCCUGCCCAUCUUGUGGCACAUGGCCCACGGCGCCAGUCCCGACGCCAAAGAAGCGUUGGCCACAUUUCAAGCCGCCUUUGCCACCCGCCACCUGAGCCACAUCGCGGGCGCGACGCGCAACCGACUGCCGACGCCGCACCUCCAGCGCCUCCUGCAGAAAAAGGCCAAGAAGCUCUCGGAGCUCAUCGAGGUCGUCGCUGUCUACGAAGCCCUCUGCCCGGACGCCUCGAUCGAAGACGAAGAGAUCUUUGUGCGAACCGUGCUCGAGCCUGCGUACAACGCGCGCAACGAAUAG